Sebastes umbrosus (honeycomb rockfish) is the source of this 1746-nucleotide messenger RNA. RefSeq names its product chemokine (C-X-C motif) receptor 3, tandem duplicate 2 (gene cxcr3.2). The record is from RefSeq and is a predicted model, not a curated record. Gene Ontology annotation, cellular component: membrane. Gene Ontology annotation, biological process: chemotaxis; G protein-coupled receptor signaling pathway; immune response. The transcript is spliced from 2 exons. Gene Ontology annotation, molecular function: chemokine receptor activity. Lineage: Eukaryota; Metazoa; Chordata; Actinopteri; Perciformes; Sebastidae. The coding region runs from base 243 to 1457 and encodes 404 amino acids.
UUUUCCAUAUUGAGUACACCAGUCAUGCACUGUCUGGUCUGUCUGACAUAGCUGGCUGCAGCCGUGUUUUAAAGAUCUAUGUCACAAUUUCCUUGACAUAGUCAUCUAUUCCCACUAUAGCUAUGUUUGCAUCUGUCUAAAAUGUGCGAGGAUUCGGUUCCUGAAAUUAUGACUUCUUCUUUCUGAUCCUCCCACAUCUGGACAAGUGUGGAUGAGAAAAAGGAUGUUUACCCAUUGUGUUUAUGAGUGUGCUUUCUGAAGGCUUCAGGUGCUCUGCUGCCUCCUUAUUUGCUACAAAUAUGAUCGUGCCAACCACAGAAGUCGCGUCAACCAUAGACUCAACCACAGAUUACUGGUAUGGGGAUGAGUAUGACGGUUUCACCUGGUCCCCAAACGCGAGCAGGACCCAUGCAGCCCCAUGCUUACAGGAGGACAUCUACAGUUUUGCACAGAGGUACUCCCCUGUUGUAUACAGCCUGGUGUUCCUCCUGGCUCUAGUGGGCAACGUGCUGGUUCUGUGUGUGAUCCGACGCUACCGAAACUCUCAGAGCGGAGGAGCCUGCGCCUUCUCUCUGACGGACACCUUCCUCCUUCACCUGGCCAUUUCUGACCUCCUGCUGGCCUUCACCCUGCCCCUGUUUGCAGUGCAGUGGGCUCACCAGUGGGUGUUCGGCGUGGCUGUUUGCAAGAUCUCCGGCGCCCUCUUUUCCCUGAACCGCUACAGCGGCAUCCUCUUCCUGGCCUGCAUCAGCUUUGACCGUUACCUGGCCAUUGUUCACGCUGUCAGCUCUGGCUGGAAGCGCAACACCUGCCAUGCCCAGAUUGCGUGCGCCCUCAUCUGGGUGGUCUGCCUGGGCCUGAGUGGAGUUGACAUGACUUUCAAACAGGUAGUGGAGAUGAACACUGGGGGCCAUCAGAAGACGCUCCUGUGCCAGGUGUGGUUCACUGAUAACUCCAUCCAGUGGCAGGUAGGGCUGCAGAUGGUCAGUGUGGUUUUUGGUUUCGGGCUCCCCCUGCUGAUCAUGCUCUACUGCUACAUCCGCAUCUUCAAGGCUCUCUGCAACGCCACUCGCCACCAAAAGCGCAAGUCUCUCCGCCUCAUCAUCUCCUUAGUGUCUGUGUUUGUCAUCUGCUGGGCACCGUACAACUGCUUCCAGCUGACAAACAGUCUGCACAGGCUGGAAGUGGUGACUGGAGGCUGCAAGUUUGGCCACGUGGUGGACAUUGGGACCCUGAUCACGGAAAGCUUGGGGCUGUCGCACUGCGCCCUGAACCCUCUGCUGUACGGCUUUGUGGGGGUGAAGUUCAGGAAGGAGAUGGGCAGUAUGUGUAAGGGGCUGCUGGGACAGAGAGGCUUGCUGGGAAUGAAGGAAUGGAGGGAGAGGACGCGCAGGAGAACCACGGGAUCUUUCAGCUCUGCAGAAAGCGAAAACACGUCCUUCUCUGUCAUGGUAUGAAACUGGUUAGAGAGACAGGAAGAGGGAGAUGAUUAGGGGUGUGGGGGGGAAUCGAUACAUCAUAGUAUGACGAUAUUUGGCCUGGCAAUAUUGUAUCGAUACACGUCAGGUAUCAAUCUUUUAUUAUAAACUAUUAACCUCUUAAGAAUCUGACGACGGGCCUGGACACUAUUCUGUCUUUCUGAGAUUGUAGCGGGCUCAGUCUUAAAGCUAGAGAAUCAAAUGAAACUAGAAAAAAACAUAAUGAAUCGAUUGGUACCAAACAUGUCAUGUUAGCUUGUGUGGAAGA